This is a messenger RNA of Sorex araneus (European shrew), 1503 nucleotides long. RefSeq lists its product as uncharacterized. The record is from RefSeq and is a predicted model, not a curated record. The transcript has 15 exons. Bases 1 to 1503 code for a protein of 500 amino acids. Gene Ontology annotation, molecular function: lipid binding. NCBI's taxonomy places the organism in Eukaryota, Metazoa, Chordata, Mammalia, Eulipotyphla, Soricidae.
AUGCUGCUGCUGCUGCUGCUGCUGCUGCCCUGGGCAUCAGUGCUCUGCUGGGGGCUGCUGCCCCAGGCCCAGGGGCGCGCCCAGCACCGGCUCGCUCUGCGGAUCAGCAAGAAACAGCUGGAAGCAGACAUUUCAGAUCUCUUCUUGGAACACCCUGUCCUGCACCGCCGGACCAAGAUCCCACUGACAGGGGCUGGGGAUGGAGGGGUCGCCAUUUUGGACCACCUGCCCUUCGUGAAAGAGCGUCUGUCCAAGAAGGCGAGCGGGCUCCAUCUGUCGCUGGGGAGCCUGCUCGCGAAGGAGAGCCUCCUGGGCGAGCUGCUGCAGGCCGCGGGGCUGGUCAUUGAAGAUACCCAGGCCCUGGAGGUGCACCUGGAGAUACUGGCAGACGCCUUGAUGCAGCUCACCCUUCGGAACAAGCUGUACCUCACGCUUCCCCAGGUCCUGCGGCUGGAACUCCUCAAGAACAUCCGCAUUGGAGCACGGCUGGAGCAGAUGAGGAACAAGACCCAGGUGAAGCUCGAGGAAUGCUACACACCCCCAGGAUACCUGAGCAUCGAGGUUCUGGAGCAGCUGAACCCCCUCCUGGUCAACGAGGCUCUGCUGCUGAUCACGAGUACCCUGGACGAGGCGCUGCCCUUCCUGCUGCAGAAAAUAGUGUGCCCCCUGGCUGAGACCCUACUCAACUUGCUGCUGGAGGACCUGCUGCACCUCACUCUGCCCCCCACCUUCACGGGCCCAGAGGAUGUCCAGUACUACGUGACCACCACAGAGCUCAUGGAGGACGCCAUCCUGAUGCACGUGCAGCUCUUUACUCCAUGUGGCCCAGGCCAGAAACCCCUAAAGCCUGAAUACCAGGUCGACAAGCACCUCCCCAAAUUAGCUCAGGAAAGCAUGGCAGACCUGCUCUUUCACCUGGAGACCUACAAUGACAUCCUGUUCUGCCUCUACACCAGCAAGGAGAUCUCUGUGGAUCCGCAGGACUCCACGUUUGCUGAGCUCACUCAGAUGUUGGUGCAGCGAGAGCUGGAGCCCGGGCAGAAGGCUGCCGAGCCCCCCAGCGAGGCCCUGAAGCUGGUCCUCAGAGCCCCUCAGCCUCCCCAGGUGCACCUUGAUGGCCACACAACCACCGUCACACAGUUGGGCUCACUGACGCUGGCCAGGCCCAACAACACCUCCCAGGCCACGGUUUUAUGGAAACUCCUUGCAAAGGCUGAGUUCCCCCCAACCAUCAAUGAGAAGUUAGUGCUCCAGAUGGACCUGAAAAGCGCCAGUCUCAGCCUCGUCCACUACCCCACUGGCCUCGCCGAGAAGGAGAAGAAUCUGGAGGCCUCUGUCCUGGAGCUUCUGAAGAGGACAUUCAUGCCCAGUCACAACGAACUGCUCAGCAAACAAGGCCUCCCGCUGCCCAGCAUCAGAGGCCUGUCCUUCGGCAAGGCCCACAGAGAGCUUUCCGAGCCCUCCUGGAUGCCCCAGCUCCUAAUGGAGCAGUGUAGGCACUGA